UCACACGCACACUCUCUCAGCCUCCUGCCAGACUCCCAGGCCAAACAGCUUCGCCAUACGGAACAUCCUGCCCUCAACGGAGAGGGGGAGGAGAGAGAGAGAGCGAGGGUAGAGAGAGCCUUGAGUGUAUAGAGAGAGAGAGACACAGAGAGAGAGAGAGAGAGACAGGGAGAGAGAGACAGGGAGAGAGAGAGAGAGAGAGAGAGAGAGAGAUAGAGGAGCUCUGACUUCUCCCGGCACUAACUAUCGGGGCUCGUGCACAUAAACUCGCAGGAGCAGACUGAGCGGAGGCCUCGCGGAGACACCGCCGCUUCAACCGGUGACCGGGAGCAGCGCGUGAAGCCGUGGAUUAAAAACAAGCCGACAGCAGACGCAUGGUCGCGCGGAUGUGAAGUUGGACCGACUACCGACACUCACGCACCGAGAGCAGGCGGCAGGAGGCUUUUGUUCACCCCCCUCACCUCUUCCUCCUCCUCCUCCCCCCGAAGGCAGCGGCGGCACCGGGAGGCUGUGCACGCGCGCCCCGACCAUGAAGCUGCCGUGGCUGCUUGCGCUCGCGGCGCUCCUCCUCGCGCACACCGCCGCGGGACAGACGUGGUCGCCAUCCAUCGAUGACGAAGGCUCGACGAGAGACGAGUUCUACGAUGAUGAGGACCUCUACUCGGGCUCAGGCUCUGGCUUUCCUGAGGUCAGCGUGAGGCCGACCUCAGUGGGUGUGACCUUCACCACAGAAGAGCCCCUCCUCCUCUCGACCACCCAGGCCACUAGCCCCGCCCCCUCCGCCUUACCUGCGGCCGAGCCCAGCCCCAGCCCCGAGGAGCCCCCCGCCACCCAGCUGCCCACCGAGGCAGAUGGAGAGAGCGGUGCAUUCUGGGAGCGAGAGCUGGAGAAGGAGAAGGAGCUGGAGAAAGAGAGGCAGAACGAACUGGAGAAGGCCAAGCAGCUGGACAGGGAGCGAGAGAGGGAGAGAGAGAGGGAACGGGUCAGGGAGCUGGAGAGAGAGAAGGAGCGAGAGAGGGAGAAGGAAAGAGAACGUGAGAGAGAACGAGAGAAGGAGAGAGAGAGGCAGAGAGAGAGAGAGCUGGAGAGGGAGAGAGAGCUGGAGCGAAUCAGGGCCGCUGCUGCCGCCCAGACUACCGCCGCCCCAAAGACCCCUGCUGCCGUCCCCGUGGUGACCACCAACCCCGCAACCAGCUCCGCAGAAAGUGCAGCGCCCUCGGCCGGUUCUGAUGACGUGAGCACCACAGAAGAAGAAGAGGACGUCUACCUGUCCCCGGAGCCCACCUCGAUGUACCCCGGCUUCGACAUGGAAACCACCGCAGAGGAGGACACCACCACCACAGCAGAGACCACACCUGAGGCCACAACAGCUUCUCCCACCACCACCACCGUCAGAACCAGGGUCCCCUUCAGGCCCAGGGUUCCCAUGACAACAGCCACUCAGAUGAUGCCAACGGAGACAACGACAAGUCCACAGCAGCCCACAACCACACAGGAGAAUAACAAUGAGGUGGGAGCUGCAGGACCAAGUGGAGAUUUCGAGAUUCGCGAGGAUCGCCGGAACGAUCUUGGUCGAGGGAUACUGCCUGUGGAUCCUGAUCUGAUCGGCAACACAGUGGACGGGGGAAGCUCUGCCGCGCAGCUGCCACAGAAGAACAUCUUGGAGAGAAAAGAGGUCUUGAUAGCUGUUCUGAUUGGUGGACUGCUGGCGGUGGUUUUCGCUGAUUUCCUGGUCAUCGCCGUGAUAGUGGGAGGUGUGGUCGGCGCCUUGUUCGCCGCCUUCCUGGUGAUGCUGCUGGUGUACCGGAUGAAGAAGAAGGACGAGGGCAGCUACACGCUGGAGGAACCUAAACAGGCCACCGUCACCUACCAGAAACCAGACAAGCAGGAGGAGUUUUACGCAUAACACUCGUACGCCAGAGAGACCGCACACCGAGGGAGAGAGAAAGAUGGAGAGAGAGAGAAGAGAGAUACUCUCAACGCCCCCACCUCCUCCUCCUCCUCCUCUUCUUUGUUGCUCCAACCUCAUCUGCUCGCCUCUCCUCAUCCCUCUCUCCUCUCGUCUCCAAAACACUUGAGAGCGCCUUUCUCUCUGCGGACUUGGAACUUUCUUUUCAAUGAAAAUGAAAAAGAGGACAAAAAAAUCCAAAUAUAUUCUGAAAAAAAAAAUACACAUACACACGAGAUGUUUUUAAAGUAAAUGUUGUUCUUAAUAUUCUACAGAUUCUCUUGUUCUGUAUGUAAUGAUAUGAUUAUUUUCUAAAAAAAAAACUAAACAAAGCAAAACACAAGCGCUUAACCUGUGUUUUCCAGCACACUAAAGUCCCCCUCUUCUGUUUUUAUGGAGCGAAUGAAAGGCUUAAAGGAAAGAGGAGAGGAGAGGGGCGGAGCGAGCUGAGGGAGACACAAAAGGGAGAGAAAACAGAGUGAUGGGCUCGACUCUGCCCCUCACCCCCUCACAAAUAACACGUAGAGCGUCUGGUUGGCCACACAGAGCCAAGGGUCAAAGGUGAGAGGAAAGGUCUCUUUUGUGCCUUCCAUCCCUCUGGUGCUCAAACACACACAGGAAUACAUCCACAUAAACACACGCUUACACGUACGCACAUGUACACACACACACACACACACACACACUUGUAUCUGCUCGAAGGUGGCUCUGGCCUCUCUCUCUGUGCUCAGCCAACCAGAAAACCAUGCUCAACCCUUGGCGUGUUCCACAGCGUCGAGGAGCAACUGUGGAAACACCGGCUGGUCGCGUUGAGGCUCGCUCCACGGCCUGUCUGCUCCUCUAAGCUGUACAAAGAAUAGUUAUGGAUAGUAAUAAUCAAUAAUAUAUCAAUGUUUUCGGCUGGAUGGUGAACAAUAAUAAUACCGUAAUAAUAAUAAUUAUGAUAAUAAUAAUAAUACUUCAACAGGAGGAUGUGUAUUUAGCAGUUUAAAAAAAAAGAAGUUUAUAUGUAAAUAUUGUAUCCUUUCUGACAUCACUAACCAUCUGCAUGAUCAUGAAGAGUUUUUAUUCAUCACAUUCGUCAUCACUCUAGAUGAGCUGUGCUCUCGUCAACCACACACACACACACACACACACACACACACACAUAUAUAUACACAUACAUACAUACAUACAUACAUACAUACAUACAUACAAACAUCAACACACCACACAGACUUUAAAUAUACUGUAGAUCAUAUCAUUCAAACACAUAUCAACCCCAUCAUCAUCAUCAUCAUCGUCAUUGUGAUAGUCAUCACUUUUGAUACGAACGGGAUCGGGUGGUUUCAAUAUGUUAUUGAUUAGUUGUCAAUCAGUUGCUGCGGUUGGUUUAGAGUUUGGUCUGUUUGUAUAAAAGCACAACUAUGUUUUCAGUCAUCACGUCGUCCGCCAUCACGUCAUCCGUUACCCCCCCCAACCCCACCCACCCACACACCCUUUGCAUGCCUCACUUUGUUUUUUCUUCCACCAUUGGCUCUCUGUUUGGGGAUGGGAGGGGCCACUGGGAAGCAUGAGGGGCUUUAACGAAAUCAGGAAGUGGGAAUCCGUCCAGGAAGUUGCUCACACGUGCACUGAUUCAGUCAAAAAACUAAAUCUUAGUUAAAGGAUUGGUUAUGAGACUUUGAAUCAGUGUUUAUGGUGUCAACUUAAACCUGCAGGACCAAUCUGGGGACCGGGUCAUUGGUAAUGGGGUUUAGGAUUCAGUUCGGGGAUUGUGAGGAGGGCUGUGCUUCUAUCUAAGAGAUUGUAACAAUAACCACACCAGUGUGACUGGGCUAGUAGCUUCUAUUAUACUCAGUACUGUAGAACAAAAAUGCAUGGGAGUCAAAACUAUACUAGUCUGGGUGUGUGUGGAUGCCUGUGUGUGUGUGUGUGUGUGUGUGUGUGUGUGGAUGCCUGUGUGGAUGCCGUGUGUGUGUGUGUGUGUGUGUGUGUUUUUGUCCGUGUGUGUGUGAUAGAAAAAGAGAGUUUAAGAUGGAAUGUACUGUGGUCGAGAGUGUGUUUACCUACCCCAGCAGUUCUCACGCUCUUCCACAGACAGGUAACACACCUCUUCUACUCCUGUGUGUAUUUUGCCUGUCCCCUCGCCAGUGUGAGAAUACGUGCGUGUCUCCACCUCAUCUAAAGCCACCACCUGUAUGUGUGUGUGCGUGAGUGUCUCACCUCGGUAUUUCACAGCAGACUCUUGUGUACACUGACUAGCCUGUCGACGUGUGUGUAUGCGUGUGUGUGUGUGUGUGUGUGUCUGCGUGUGUUUAGUCUGUUCACUGCUGAAUGUGGGGCAGCUGGUCCCUCACAGUGGCUUUCACACACACACUGACUGUGUCUUCUCACUGUCUGUCUGACUCGGCCUGUCUGUCUCUCUGAAACGGGGACAGACGGACAGGCAACACGCCACUUUCUCACAGGCAGGAAUGAUCUUAACACGUACUGUCUUUUCUAAAGUGACUGUCAAAAUGUAAACGUGUGUUUGUACCCAUAUAAGCCUGCGUAGCCAAAUAAGAUGUGUGUGUGUGAGUGAGCGAAUAAGAAAGGGUGGAUUUGUAUGUGUGAGUGUAGGUAUGUGUGAGUGUGUGUGUGUGUGUGUGUGUGUGUGUGUGAAGCCUAAUGGAGGCUACACUACUCUAUGUUUGCUGUUCCCAUUCCUGUUUUUAUACAUUUGCAUUUUUUUAAGGCUGAGUUUCUGUCAUUGGCUGAGUGGGCGAGAGGAGGCGGAUCCUCCACGCCACCGCCCUGUCACUAAUCUGCCACUCUGUUCCAAAUAAAAAACCUGAUUGGGUAAAUCUG
This is a messenger RNA of Hippoglossus stenolepis (Pacific halibut), 4777 nucleotides long. RefSeq names its product syndecan 3 (gene sdc3). The record is from RefSeq and is a predicted model, not a curated record. Gene Ontology annotation, biological process: cell migration. Gene Ontology annotation, cellular component: membrane; cell surface. The transcript is spliced from 6 exons. Bases 530 to 1906 code for a protein of 458 amino acids. Lineage: Eukaryota; Metazoa; Chordata; Actinopteri; Pleuronectiformes; Pleuronectidae.